AGUCGGUGGGAGGGGGCGGAGCUAUCUGCGGUCAGCAGCGGAUCUCGCUGUGGGCCCUCGCUCUGGGUUUAGCUACACGAAACCGGAAACACACCAUGUAAAUAUUAACACUUCAGCUAAAGUUCAGGAUCACUCUGUUGGUUUCAGGGCGGCAACAUGUUUUGAAAACCAGCCAAAGCACGCGGGGAAACUCGAGGUGAGCGGUCCGUUCUGCGUAUUGCCUCGCGGGAGAGCUGUUACAAAGAUGCCUGAAGUACGGGAUCUGACUGAAGCUUUGCCAGAGAUGCCAAUGGACCCAAUCACUGGGGUUGGAGUAGUAGCCUCCAGGAACAGAGCUCCAACUGGAUAUGAUGUAGUAUCCACGACGACAGAUGGCCUUGAUGCAGACCUGUGGAAAGAUGGCCUUUUCAAAUCUAAAGUGACCCGUUACCUUUGCUUCACCAGAGUUUUUUCCAAAGAAAAUAGUCAUUUAGGGAAUGUAUUAGUGGACAUGAAGCUCAUUGAUAUAAAGGACACCUUGCCUGUGGGAUUCAUCCCAAUCCAGGAAACGGUGGACACCCAGGAGCAAGCCUUCAGGAAGAGGCGACUCUGCAUCAAGUUCAUUCCAAGGGACUCCACAGAGGCAGCGAUUUGUGACAUCCGGAUCCUCGGGCGCACCAAGCAGGCACCUCCUCAGUAUACGUUCAUUGGGGAGCUUAACAGCAUGGGAAUCUGGUACCGCAUGGGGAAUGUCCCUCAUGCUCAAGACGCUGCUGUCCCACCACCCACCAACGCCAUUCAAAAUGUGAACAACUCCACCCCUGCUCCUGUUCCAGCAGCUCCGAUACCCAAGCAUAUCUCCAUGACCCUGCCUGCCAGCUUCAGAGGGAAAAACACCACCAGACCGGAUUAUGAGCACCACAACUCCAACCUUUAUGCCAUCUCAGCGAUGGAUGGAGUUCCCUUCAUGAUCUCUGAGAAGUUUGCCUGUUCUUCUUCUGAUCUGCAGCAGGUGGACCUGAUGGGCAUUACGAUCAAGUCUCUGGCUGACAUCGAGAAAGAGUACGACUACAGCUUCCGUACCGAGCACAGCGCCGCCGCUCGCCUUCCCCCGAGUCCCACACGGACCACCCUGAGCUCAGAGGCUUGAGCCCGCCUCCCGCGGCGUUCCCACCUGAAGACCCGAACCCAACUACUGAGACCCGGCCCACGUCCUGCAGCACAGACACUACAGUUCUCCACCACGAUGACAGUGCAGGAGACGAGAAGCCGGCAGGAGCCAGAGCGUCUUUCUGUGGUCUCGCUGUCGUCCUGCUUCUCUAUCUGCAAACGGGAAACAUUGUAACCAAGAGGGUCGACCUAAAACAAUCUCAAGUCAUCACUGAGACACGGAGACUUACCCAGUGUUGGCACAAAAGCUUUUAGAGAACCACAUUUCAUGUUUUUAAGCUUUAUAGAGCAUAACAGGGAGUGUGUGUGUCAGGAGACACGCUGUCCAACGAUCCAAACAACCUCUCCUCUGAGUCUUGGCUGCAGGAAGUCGGCUCAGUUGUUGGAAAAGAGGGAAGAAACCAUCAAAUCCCGUCUGGGUUUGUUCCUGCUCGUGUUUUUGGCAUGUGUCCCUCGUCUUACUGUAGCACACUGGGACCGUUUCAGUUGGUUUUGUUUUUGGGACUGAAUGUGCUUCCUGUUGCCGCUGGCCAAUCGCAGAACUGCAUCUUACACGCCGUUUGUGUUUGAGCCGGCCGCUCCAGUCACCCUCAGAACCACUGCUAGAUUUGACACGCAGAUUUCCGUGUAGUUUCACACUGUCCACGCUACAAUCAGGAGUCUGGGCUGGCUUUUAACCUUAGAGAUCUGGUCGAGACUCGAGUGGAGGGAAUUCCAUUUCCUUCAUCUGGGAGAAAAAAAGGGAACCGGGAAACCCAGAUGAUCCUGUAACAAGAAUGUCUCGUUCCCCCGUUGGGCGUUUGAUUUUUAGACGGUUCAUGUGGACAAACCCAGUCCACACUGGAAUUGUCUUAACCUCUUUAAAUGGAAAAAAAAAGGACAAAUGUGUCUUCUUUGGUUUCUGGGGGUCUGAUUUUAUAGAAAUGAUGUAAAAGUCAGUCUUUUUUCUAACGUUACCACUCCCUACUAACUGCCAGCAAAGCCCUGAGUUACAGAUGUUUAACUUUUCUGGUUUUUAACCGUAGAUCUGUCCUGAAAGAUGCGUCCUCUGGUAGUAACUUAAGUGACAACCCAUGUGUAAAUAUAUUCACAAAAUUCCCAACUUUAAUAUUUGAAAUCCAGAUCAUUCCCUGGAUUUCUGGCACAGAGGUGAGAAUUUCUAAAGCACACCUUGUUCAUGCUGGGAAGAAGUGCAGACAGGAUGGCUCUAACGGGGGUAAUGGUUGGAGGAGGGCAGUUUUCCUGGGAAAAGCCACCACAAUGACAAUGAGGGCUGGAGAAAAAGGGUUUGGGAAAGCUGCUGCCUGGUUGUGUGUUCGUACUUCUGCCAUUUUGUUUGCAGUUUUUAACCAUCAGGAGACGCGUUUGUCUUCCUGCAGCAUCUCCUUCAAGCUGUGGACUUGUCUGUUACCCUCCACGUCAGCAGUGGGAGUGAACGCCGUUUCGGUCCACGCUCAGCUGCUGUCCCUCCUGACAGAUUCAUGUCAAACUGGAGCCAUCAAAAAACCCUCUAAAGUAGUAGUUGUUACUCAGUUCUGUCCAGUGCAGUGAUGUUUUCCUGUCCAUUCAAUGAUCACUUUAAGAUGCGGCUCCAGCUGGAGCCCUUUGCCUUCAUUGGUCUAAAUGUCUCUACAGACUGUUACAGAAGCUCUGCAGACAUAUUUAACAUGUGCAUUUAUUCUUUUUACUCCACGUUUGUCUAAUUUAUUAGUUCCAUGUGGUGACAGUGUUGCUAUAAAGCUGUUUUCCUAAAUGUUUAGAACUAUUUGUUGCACUGCUAACAUAAAGUGGGCGGAGUGAUGACUGUCAUCUGUGCUCAGCUGCAUUAGUUCACUUCCUGUUGUCUCGGACUAAACAUUUACCAGCAGACUAAUAAACACUCCAAACACGU
Molecule: messenger RNA, 3040 nt
Organism: Oryzias latipes (Japanese medaka)
Lineage: Eukaryota; Metazoa; Chordata; Actinopteri; Beloniformes; Adrianichthyidae
Gene: mvb12ba
Product: multivesicular body subunit 12Ba
Biological process (GO): viral budding; virus maturation; regulation of epidermal growth factor receptor signaling pathway
Cellular component (GO): ESCRT I complex; late endosome
Source: RefSeq, a predicted model, not a curated record